Panicum hallii is the source of this 1860-nucleotide messenger RNA. RefSeq lists its product as uncharacterized. The transcript is spliced from 5 exons. The coding region runs from base 312 to 1805 and encodes 497 amino acids. The record is from RefSeq and is a predicted model, not a curated record. Lineage: Eukaryota; Viridiplantae; Streptophyta; Magnoliopsida; Poales; Poaceae.
GAAGAGAGCUUAGCUAUGUACUAUAAAUACAGGGGGUUAGCGAGAGCUCAGGAAUAAAACCAGUACAAAACUGAAGGACCAGGUAGCGACCAAGCUAGCGUUGGAGUCUGGACAGCCAAGUGAUGCCAUGUCGCGAGAUGCUCAACAUUCGAAUGGGAGCUCCAUCGUGGAGUUGGUGGGUAGGACAGGCACACAUGACAGUGAAAAUGAUUUGAACCAUAUGGAUUCCGAUAACAUGCCAAGUAUUUCCAAUUUAUGCAAGACACUCAAAUGUGAGCUCCAUCGUGGACGAAGGGGACGAUGGGACAGGCAUGCAUGGUGGUGAAAAUCAUUUGAACCAUGCAAGACACUCAAAUGUGAGCUCCACCGUGGUGGUUGGGGAUGGGACAGACACACAUGGCGGUGGAAAUCAUUCGAACCAGUCUGCAGAUACCUCCAAUAGCAACUCGACAGGCGCGCAGUCCAGCAGAAUCUCCAAGGUCCGUGCGCAACUCCGUGCCGGCGACCACAACAGCUACACACCGCACUUCGUGACGAUCGGCCCUUACAACCGCACCCCUCCGUCUCCACAGGCUGAACACAUCAAGCUCAUCUGUGUUGAAUUCAUGGAAAGAAAACUCCGGGAGGAGGAAGGUGCAGAAGGUGGUGGUCUGGCGCAUGUAGUGGAGCCACUGGUGCCCCGAGUGAGGGCGUGCUACGACCACGACACGGCGGGCGAAAUGACGACGGAAGCGUUGUCCACAUUGUUGCUGCGUGAUGGGUGCUACCUGCUCGGUACCACGUGCAACCUGCCGCUGCCAGCGGCAAAUAAUCCUCAAGCGCCGCCUGCACCGAGCAACAAUGUUAAUGCGGCGGCGGCGAUGCACGUCACACGAGCUCAAGAGACGGCGUCGGUGCGGGACACCGUCUUCCUCCUUGAGAACCAGAUACCUUUCGUCGUGCUGGAGGCGAUCCACGAGCGCGUCACAGGAGGCAACCGCUCCCUCCUCCAAUCGUGCUUGGGGCCGUACGUCCGGAAGCUGCUGGUGGAUCUGUUGUACAUCAGCCCAUGGGUGGAGGUACCGAGUCUGCCAGAGCCGCCGUCCCACCUCCUGCACCUGGUGCACACCUACUUCAAGUCGCCGGUGACGGAGCCGCAGCAACGCAGCAGCAGCACUGGUGAUGACAACACGGCGUCGACGCUGGACACUCCCCUGCUUCCAAUUCGUAGUGAUCGUACCGGUCGGUGGCGCCGGGCCACGGAGUACUGCAAGUACGGCGACGUGCGGUUCAAGCGUCGGAAUGACUUCAAGGAGGGCGAGCGGUGGACCUUCCUCGACGUGCGCCACGACGCUGGCACCCUGUGGAUCCCUCUCCUGCGUGUCGAUGGCAUGACCUGGACGAUUCUGCGAAACCUGAUGGCGCUCGAGGAGCAGCAGGAGGAACGGCGGCCCGUCACGGCGUACUGCGUCUUCAUGUCGCAGGUGGCGUGCACCGUGGAGGACGUCGAGCUCCUGCAGCGCCGGGGGAUCCUGGAGCAGUUCCUGGGGAGCGACGAGGAGGUCGCGAAAGGCUUCGCCAACCUCUGCAAGGGUGUGAUCUUUGACGUCGACAUACCUGAGAGGAACUACCUCAGGUCAACAUGGCACGAGCUGCACAAGCUCUGCUGUGACCAGGGGCGCAACUUCAUGGGGUCCUUCCGCCAGAAGCACUGGAGCGAGCCCUUGGUCCGCGCCGGGUUCGGCAUCGCAUUCUGCUUCUUCGUCUUCCAGCUGUUGCAAGUGAUCCUGACAUUUAUCCCCUUGGUACACAAGCGGAACAAGUAGUUAUCAUUCAUAUGUAAUAAUACAACUACUGGAUCCAAUCAUUUGAACAUCAAAA